UAAACCCAUAGUUUUCAUCACUGUACGGCAGCAGCAGAACGCGACUGGUCGCAAUUACAAGAAGAAAAGAAGACAGACAGACAGAACCUCAGAAGGACUAAUUGUCGUGAAUCAUGCCUGACCUUCAGGCACAUGUGCGUUUUAAGGGGAUAGAGGAUCCCAAUGUACUAUCGUACCUGUUUGGUCCUGCUCGUGAACAAUACCAGACAGAACAACACAGUUAUCAAAAUAGAUCGAGAAAAAAAAGUCGAACAAAUUUAUGCGAAGUUGAUCAAAACCCUUCCUGCCCCAGGGGAUACAUUCAAAAAAUGUUAUCACUGCUCUGAACAAGUAAGAGUCACGCAUCCAUCUAUGCUUCAAAGAGGAAUGCACAUUACCAUGCCAGGGAAGAAACUUAUGUGGUUGACAGAUCUUAUUAAAAAGGAGAUUCCAGAUUUCCCUUUCAUAUAUAAACACCAUGCAAUCAUUACAGAAGUGGGGGAAGUGAAUGGUCAAACCGUUAAAUUAACACUGAUUCAUGCCAAUAACGAAGAACCUCACGUUUCGAAACGCACCGAAACAAUUGAUCUGAAAAAAGAGUACCUGUGGAUCGUUAAGUACAAAAGAAAAACACUUGAUAAUGAAGCUAUCGCAAAAGCGGCUGAAAAACAGUUCGAAAAGAAAGCGCCAGGGAAAUAUCACGUAUUGAAAAGAAACUGCGAGCACUUUGCGACAUCUUGUACUUUAGGCGAAGAUCAAAGUGUACAGGUAGAAAACCUUCUUAGUGCUGUAGGGGGGCCGCUACCUGGUCUUAUACCAGGAUGUCAAGGACUGUUCAGGAUAAUCACAACAGUCCUCGACGAAAUAGCUACAGGACUAUUUGGAUCAGUGGCCUUUGCUGGUAUUGUCCUUUCUGUCGCUGGUUUAGCAAAUGUUCUCUAUACAAUUCUUAUGACAGUUGGCUAUCGAAAGAUGGAAAAAGAAAACAAGCUUUGUCCAUGUUGUUUCAAAAGAAAGAUUCUAGAGUUAUGGAUGAACUUGGCUGUUUUUAUCCCAACUUCGGCUUUAACCUUUGUGUUAUGUAAUGUCGCAGUGCCAUUAGCCACUUUGCCUGGCAUCGGAAUAUCCAUCGUUGUCAUUUUGCUUACUUUGUUAACGCAAUGGGGUAUGUCUAGAAUUAUACGUGCGAUUUGCAGCCCGUUUGACAUUGAGGGAUCCCCUGUAUAAAGUAUUUCCGAAAUAAAUUAUGGCGACGUUGUGUCAUGCAAGUACUGGGGCUUCAAUCACUAUCGAAUAGUUACUGAAAAGGCAAAAUCUUCACUUAAAUGUGUGUAUUAUGCUACUAGCCACCCAUUUGCAACGCGAGAAGUCGUUGAAGAGCAAGUUGAGUUUUCCAAAGGUUCGUUUAGCAGGUAUGACUGUAGCCAUUUGGAUACCUAUUCGCCAAAAGAUACGGUUGAACGAGCCAGGAUGAGAAUCAGCGAGAAGAAGUGGGGUCCGUGGGAGAAUAGAUCAGAUCACAUGUGCUUCUGGGCCAAGGUACGGGAUUUCCGACCGAGUGGUGCAAAGGAACACGGGCUUCUCGAAGCGGUUAUGAUGCUCGGCACAACUCCUAUCCAUCUUGCACACGAGAUUGAGUUAGGAGACCAUGUCUACCUGCACAACACUAACGGCAUAGUCAUUGAGAAAGAAGACAUACGAAAGCGAAGAAAGUUUUGCCUAAGAUUGGUUUGUUUUGUGAAUACAUCUUGCAAAGAACGUACGUUUGAUGUCAAUCUUGAUAACGAUUGGGUUAAGGUUCAACAUUACCAUCCAUCGAAUAGCAGGCCAAAAUCUGAACGUGCUAAAAUGGCAAUGCAGAUGCUCAGACAAACCAUGAAGCAAGAAAAACAGUUUCUGGAAACCGUUGUGAAACAGAAUGCGUGAUCAUGAUUUACUGAGCAACUGGACAAACGGAACAGCAAAUAUACAUUUCCUGAAUAGCUUGUCAGUCAAAUCUAUUCGAAAGACCAGUUCUGAUCAUCUGCGUCAGGCCAACAUCAUAUCCAACUUAUAUGUCCGGUAUUCAAGAAAAAUGUGAAUACAUAACGAGUUACUUUUAUUUUGUUUUUAUAUUGUGUACGAUGUUGUUUGUUUUUAUAAUUAAGUAAUAAAGGGAUUCAUUCACAUAUUUUAUAUCUUUAAAUGUGGUUUAAAUUAAAUUGUUUGACUUACUUUUAAUUUAAGACAAACUUUAAAACAAAAUACCUUUUAUUUAUACUUUUGAUGAUAUUCUAUCAUUGUAAAAAACUUUUUUGUUUAAAUUCCACAUGAAUUAAAGAAAAUUAAUGUCUGACCCUAAAAAAGAGUUUUGUUUAAUAUUUACUAUUUUGGAUGUAUUUGUUUUCAAAAUAUCAUCAAUAAGACAAUACUUGUGUUAAAUCAAUGUUAUCAUAUGUCGAUUGGUUUGCGGCAAUGGGAACAUACUUCCACCUUAUAGUUUUCUUUAUUCGUAAGGGAUCUUGAGUUUUAUGUUAUGAUAUUGUCAUCUUAUUAUUAUUAAUAAUAUUUGCUGAUGAUAUCGAUCAUUGAUGGUAAAUUGCAUGAGGAAAUUUAAAGCCAUUGGGAUAAAUUGUCAAAUGAUUGCAAUACUUGGGAAUUUAAAGUAAAUACUAAUAAGUCUUAUAUGAUGUAGUUUCCUAAAAGUGGUUGAUUAUUGGCCUAUUAAAUAUUGAUUAAAAAAGGCCAUGGUAUACUCGCUUUUAACGAUUUUGACUAUUUUGGUGUUAAUAUUGUUUAAUUAUUUCUGAUUUAACAAUAGAUGUAAAUACUAACAAAAUACUCUUAGAUGAGCGGUGUGGAAUUUUAACAUUAUUUGUAUAUAAAUAUAUAAACACA
Mya arenaria is the source of this 2856-nucleotide messenger RNA. RefSeq lists its product as uncharacterized. The coding region runs from base 163 to 1206 and encodes 347 amino acids. The transcript is spliced from 3 exons. NCBI's taxonomy places the organism in Eukaryota, Metazoa, Mollusca, Bivalvia, Myida, Myidae. The record is from RefSeq and is a predicted model, not a curated record.